Messenger RNA from Lontra canadensis (Northern American river otter), 1022 nucleotides. RefSeq names its product kallikrein related peptidase 6 (gene KLK6). The record is from RefSeq and is a predicted model, not a curated record. Gene Ontology annotation, molecular function: serine-type endopeptidase activity. Bases 136 to 876 code for a protein of 246 amino acids. Gene Ontology annotation, biological process: proteolysis. NCBI's taxonomy places the organism in Eukaryota, Metazoa, Chordata, Mammalia, Carnivora, Mustelidae. The transcript is spliced from 7 exons.
GUGACACAUGCUUUCUCACUGGCUUGCUGUCUACAGUGGGGACACGGAGGUCGUCAGCAACCACAGAGGGACUUACAGGCAGAGCCCCUCGGCCAGGAGUCCUCUGGACCCUCAGGUAGCUGGCCCCCAGCAGGAAUGGGCAUGAAGACGCUGAUUGUGGCACUGGUCUUGAUGGCUGCAGCCUGGGCCGAGGAGCAGAAUAAGGUGUUGCAUGGUGGACCCUGUGAGCAGACGUCUCACCCCUACCAAGCUGCCCUCUACAUGUCAGGCCACUUACUCUGCGGAGGGGUCCUCAUUCACCCGCUAUGGGUCCUCACCGCUGCCCACUGCAAAAAACCGUAUCUUCAGGUUUACCUGGGGAAGCACAACCUUCAGCAAAGGGAGAGUUUCCAAGAGCAGAGCUCUGUUGUCCGGGCUGUGGUCCACCCUGGCUACAAUGCUGCCACUCAUGACCAGGACAUCAUGCUGUUGCGCCUCGCUCGACCGGCCAGAUUCUCUGAACGCAUCCAGCCCCUCUCCCUGGAGGAAGACUGCUCGGCCAACCACGCCAGCUGCCACAUCCUAGGCUGGGGCAAGACAGCAGACGGUGGUUUCCCUAACACCAUCCAAUGUGCAUACAUCCAUCUGGUGUCCCGUGAGGAGUGUGAGCGUGCCUACCCCAACCAGAUCACCCAGAACAUGGUGUGUGCCGGGGAUGAGAAGUACGGGAAGGAUUCCUGCCAGGGUGAUUCCGGGGGUCCGCUGGUGUGUGGAGACCGUCUCCGAGGACUUGUGUCAUGGGGUAAUGUUCCCUGUGGAUCCAAGGAGAAGCCAGGGGUCUACACCGAUGUCUGCAGAUAUGGCCACUGGAUCCGAAAAACCAUUCAGGGCAACUAACCCUGACAUGUGACAUCCAACUCUUGACCUGUGGCCCCCACUUGCUGGCUCCAGAAUAUCCUUGACCAAGACUUUGCCUUCCCCCCACCUGCCUAGACCCAACCCUUAAUGCUUAAUAAAAGCAGUGAUGUGACAGUACAAAUUCA